AUGGCUCACAUAGUAGACAACAAACUCCAAGCUCUAGACACCCAGUUCAAAGAACUGGACAUCAUCAAGGAUAAUCUGACGCGGCAAUUUGAACACCAUAGCAAGAUUUUGGCAAGCCAAGCAGCCCAAGAUGAGAUGUGGACAGCAGUUCUGGUCCUCGGGUUCACCUCAAUGGAACUGAAUAUUUUAUACAGCUAUGUCAUUGAGGUCCUUAUUUGCUUGCACACUCGAAUGCUUCAGAAGCUUCCAGACCUGGUGAGAAGUCUUCCGACCUUAACCUCCAUCCUUAGAAGAAAAGCCAAGAACAAGCAGGUUAGAAUUGUAUGGGAGUCUGUCCUGGAGGAGUAUGGGCUGCAAGAGAGAGAUGUCACAGCUCUCUGUACUUUCUUCAUUGCACACGGCAACAAGGCAGAGCACUAUUCUGCUAAUGUAAGACGGAUGUACAUCAAAGAUGUUACGUUCAUGAUCACCAACAUGGUAAAGAACCAGGCUCUGCAGGAUGGCUUGCUGAGAGCUGUUCAGAUCGUCGAGAAGGGGAAAGCAGCCAGCAUCCCUGAAACCACAAGGGCACCCCUAAAAGAGCUGAUGCCACCAGUCAAAGACUAGCCUGUUAGUCGCUGACUCAGCAAUCUACUUUCAGCCAUUUGUGUUGCAAAAACAAAAAAAAUACAUAAUUUAAUUUCUGUAGGUUUCUUUUAUAGCAAAAGUGGGUGGAACAUUAAAGAAACUGACAAAUUGAUACAAUGAAUACUGUGUAUGUAGCCAUGUUAAAGUAAAAGCAAACUCUUUCAUAAUUAAAUAGAGUCUAGGAGUGUAGCCUAGAGUACAUGCUUUGUACGUAUGAGGCCCUGGGUUCAACCCCCAA
Psammomys obesus (fat sand rat) is the source of this 865-nucleotide messenger RNA. It is a transcript of the gene Smco1, whose product is annotated as single-pass membrane protein with coiled-coil domains 1. Lineage: Eukaryota; Metazoa; Chordata; Mammalia; Rodentia; Muridae. The transcript is spliced from 3 exons. The record is from RefSeq and is a predicted model, not a curated record. Bases 1 to 606 code for a protein of 201 amino acids.